This is a messenger RNA of Durusdinium trenchii, 2163 nucleotides long. Lineage: Eukaryota; Dinophyceae; Suessiales; Symbiodiniaceae. The record is from the annotation of a GenBank genome assembly.
AUGGCUUGCAGCUCCCACAGCGAUGGCGUGCACGUUUGGGACUUGGAUUUGCAGCUCGAGGGCGACUACAGGCGCUUCCGGCCACAGCCCCGGGCCUGUUUGCCCAAGCCCUUCUUCCGGGCCAAGAAGCGCAAACACCACGAGGACAUCCUCAGCAAUUGGGACGCACAGACGAGCGCUCUGUCGCCUGAGCAAGAGAGGCUUCUGCUUCGGUGCCAAGAGAUGCCAAAGAUGCAAAGGCACCUUCAAUGCCAGGAGAGUUGUAUCGCGCGCGAGACGGAGACACUAGAUGUCCCAGAGGAGCUGGUCAUGGGGAGGUCCACGGUGGAAGUGGAACGGCGCGGCUUCGUGCUGCCGCAAGCAAGCGCCUGGGUCCAGGGCGAUGUCUUCCUUGGCGAUGUUCCACCGCCGAUCGCUUCGCGCUUUGCCGCCGUGGUGAUGGAUCCGCCUUGGGAAAGCAAAAGCCGAGGCGUGCGCUACGCCUCUUGCCGGCCCAUACAGCUCAAAGAGAUCCCCCUCGCACAGUUGUUGUCUCCUGAAGGAAUGUUGGCAGUUUGGGUGACCAAUGAUCCUAAGAAACAGGCCUUUGUCCUGGAAGAUCUCUUCCCACACUGGGGCCUGCGCCACACCAGCACUUGGACGUGGCUGAAGGUCCAGGUCACCAACUCCGGUGAGCUCAUCCUGCCCUUGGGUGCUUCGCGACCGCGCUUGCCCUACGAGAAGGUCUUGGUGGCCAGGAGAUCCACUCACCGGGCAUUUGAUGAGGAGAGUCGCCUCUUUGCCGCGGUGCCAGGCGUGCAUAGUCAGAAGCCCUUCUUGGACGCCUUUUUGCCGGAGGGCCCCAAGUUGGAGAUUUUCGCCCGGAAUCUCCGGCCCCAUUGGUGCAGCUGGGGCAACGAGGUGCUCCUCUUUCAAAGGUCCUGCCUCUUCCGCCCGGCGGAGGAAGACCUGGGCGCAGUGUUUGUGCUCUGCGGUGUGGGUCACGCCGCAGCCCAUUGGCGCGAGCGGACCCCAACGAGCGGGCCCAGCGAGUCAGCGGUUCGGCGCUUGAUCGUGGAUGGGGUUGAUCGAGGCAAAGCGGCCAAGUCGCAAAGGAUCAAGGGGUUGAAAGGGAACAUUUGGGGCGAACGAACUGAGGCCCACCCCUGGGUCCGGAAUAACCCCAAGGACGGGGCUGAGAAGACGAGCGAACUCGACACUCCUGAUGUGGCGGAGUAUUUGAUGCAGUGCGUUUGUAACGACCAGCUCAACAUCCAGCUGAAAGGUGUGCUUUGCAUCAAGCACAUCGCCGCGGAGGAUGUCACCUUCCAAAACUACCUCCUCUCGUGUCCUGGAGCUUUGAAGAUCAUGGAUGACAUUGCCGCCCCUCCAAUCGUACCUCAGGCCCGUGCCAUCGAGCCGCAGGAGGUACGAACGGUCCGCGACGCCACCAAGUCGGCGCUGGAGGCCAUUCGAACACCUCACAGCGUGGAGAAGUCCACGGCAGGUGCAUCUUUGAAGGCAAGAUGCCAGGGCUUUGGCAAUUUUGAGCCGCCACCGGAGGAGGAGCCCACGAAGAAAGCCGGGGUGGCCGGUCAGGCCGCGGAGUUUGUGGCCGAUUCCAUUGGUGACAUGGUCGAUGACUUCAAAGAGAAGGGUGCGGUGGGCGCUCUGAAGGAUGCUACUAUUGAUGCCCUGGACCUGGUCUUGGAUGGUGUGGACACCAUCUGGGGCUGGGUGGCCGGUUCAAAGGAGACCGACCAACCUCGCAUUUGUCAGCCUGUGAGCCAGCCGCAAGGGCCUGGGCAGUUUCCAGGGGCGCAGCCUGGGACUGGUGGGUAUUCGAGUGCCUCUGGAGCGCCCUUUCAACCACCAGUCCAGGCACCAAAAACAUCGGCGAACCAUUAUGCAGCUGCCUUUGGUGGUGGUGUCGUAGGUGCCAACAAUCCAGUGAUGGUGAGCGGCUUGCCGAAUGGUCAGCCAGCGCCCAACUUCCAAAGCUACGCCGGCGCCGCGGCCGCCGCGAGCGCCACGAGCGCCGCGAGCGCCGCGGCCGCCGCCUCCACGCCGGCGGAGCCAGCGGCGGAAGCUCCAAAAACGCCCAUGGUGGAUCUCUUGUCGAUGGAGGAGCCAGCUGCCAAGUCACCGGGUGGCGGCGGCGUUGACCUCUUGGGAGAUUUAUAG